CCAACCCGCCCCCCCCUCCCGCCCCGUUCCUCCCCCCGACUCCCGCCCCGCACACACGCCUGCCUCUGGGAGGGAAAUAGCCAGGUGGAAUCUCACUCUGUUUCCAUGGACAACCCGUCCAUUAUCACCCAGGUGACUAACCCCAAAGAGGAGGAGAUCCUGUCCUGCACUCAGGAUAAAGUGUCCCAAUGUAAUAUCAGCCUGAAGAAGCAGAGGAGUCGAAGUAUCUUUAGCACCUUAUUCUGCUGCUUUCGUGACUACAAUGUCGAACCACCAUCUACCAACAGCACCAGUGCUCUGCCUCCUUUGGUGGAGGAGAAUGGAGGACUUCAGAAGGGUGACCAGAUGCAGGUCAUGCCUAUACCAAGUCCACCAGCUAAAUACCUCCUGCCAGAACUGACAGCAUCAGACUAUGGGAAGAAGUGUGUGGUCAUUGAUUUAGAUGAAACUUUAGUGCACAGUUCAUUUAAGCCAAUUAGCAAUGCUGAUUUCAUCGUUCCUGUCGAAAUCGAUGGAACCAUACAUCAGGUUUAUGUUUUGAAACGACCACAUGUGGAUGAGUUUCUUCAGAGGAUGGGAGAGCUCUUUGAAUGUGUACUCUUCACAGCCAGUCUAGCCAAGUAUGCAGACCCAGUGGCCGACUUACUGGAUCGCUGGGGUGUGUUCAGGGCAAGGCUCUUUAGAGAAUCCUGUGUUUUCCACCGAGGAAAUUAUGUGAAGGAUCUGAGUCGACUGGGACGUGAGCUGAGUAAAGUUAUUAUAGUAGAUAAUUCUCCUGCAUCUUACAUCUUCCAUCCUGAAAAUGCAGUGCCUGUGCAGUCCUGGUUUGAUGACAUGACAGACACAGAGCUGCUAGAUCUUAUUCCUUUCUUUGAAGGACUAAGCAAAGAGGAAGAAGUUUACAGUAUGCUUCAUAAACUCUGCAACAGGUAGCCCUUAACUUUGACUGACUUCUGCUACUAGAUUGCAGUUGCUAGAGGCUGUCUCCAUCUUUUUCAGCUCUUUCAAAUGUAAGCUUUGGGGAGGUCACCCCUGUCAGAAGUGCUACUCUUGAUCUUCCUGUUACAUUGGACACGAAGGACAAUCAUGAGUGAUGCUCUUAAGCCUUCAGAAGCCUGACUCCUAAGGUCAUGUGUUCAGACUACUUUUUUAAAGGAAAAAAAAAAAAGAAGCUAUUUUAAGUGGGACUCUUUUAAUUAAUUUCAUAAAUGGACAUCUUUUACUGGAUCAGCUUUUCUUAAAACAUGCCAAAAAAAAAAAGAAGCUUGUAUUUCAGCAGUUGAAUUUCUCUCCCUUUCUUCCCCUCCCACUAUGCAGACAAUUUUACCCCCCUGCUUAGAGCAGUUGACCUGACUCUGAAUUUUUUCUUACAGAAUGAAGUGCCUUUUUGAAUGUUAUUUUAAGAUAAAAAAAAUUCAUUUUUGUAUAAGACGUAUUUCCAGACAUCUUUUAGUCUUGUAUUGUCUAAAUGCUUUAAAAAGGAAAAAGGAAAAAAUUUUAUAGAGCACUGUAAUAUAUAACAAAGGAAAAAGUUGAAACCAAGAUGCUGGGUUCCUGUCUCCACAGUGACAUUAAGUUGCAUCACAUUUUGUCACGCUCGGAAGGUUCGGGCGUUUCGUGGGAGGGGUGAAUUGGGUUCAUUACAUGGUUGUUUCACCGAUGAUGAUUUUGGGCACAGUUUGGAACAUAUCUGCAGUUGUUUUGAGCGCUAGGGAAUGAUGGAAUUGAGAAAACAAGGUGGCUGAUAGACCUUAAAGCACCUUCUCUUGUAGACAGAUGAAGUUCUGUUGUCUCUGCUUACGCACAACUGCCAUGCCUCUCGAUUUUCGGAAAACAAUUAUCUUGGGAGAACGGGGAGGAGGAGAUCUAUUUAUUAGUUUAAGGUUCUUUUCUUAAAACAACCCUUCUGGGUAAGCUGGAUAUGUGUUGAGCUGUUUGGAGUACUUUUUUCUUUUAAUUGCUGCUACUGUAUACUCACCAAAUGGAGUUGACCAUCGGCUGUUAUACUGUUUUUGCCACUGUGCCUGUGCUAUGAAACAUUUUCUGUAAGCUGCAAACUUGGGCAAUAAAUAAAAUGCAGGCUUCAUAACCCACCCCCAUGGAUUAAUCCAAUGGUAUCUGAAAUAGCAGAGAACUCAGUUAAAAGGUGACCUGUAAAGGGUAUUUUUUUUAAUUCCUUUUUUUUUUUUUCAAUUGGGGUGAAGCCCUCUCCUUUCGUUGGGAUAUAAAAAUGCAAAAAAGCAUUUUGCUCGCAUCUCUGAUUUGUAUUUCUUUUUCCCCCCAAGCUGUAAGGUACAGAUUGGGAGCUGUAUCGAGCUUUGCUAGAAGGGCACAAGUUACUAGCCUAGACUAAAAUGGCUCCUCUGGCCUUGGAGUUGAGUUAGACUCAUCUCCGAGUCUGAGAACCUGCUUAGCAUCUUCUGCAGUGUCAGAGGUGCUUUUUCAGUUGAAUAACUUUUAAACAUUUUAAGCCUUUGAAGAAAAGGCACACCUUUUCUUUCUUACUUUUUCUCCCCCUUUCCAGUGUCACCUUUUAAUUAUCCUCCACCCCAGAAAUCUGCAAAUGUAAAAAAGUGCAGCUGUGUUUGGCUGUCAUCAGAGAAGACUAAAUGGACUAUUUGGUGCUUCUAAUUAGCCUCGUGCUAAACUCUGAAUUGCAGAUCCCCUUUGCCUUUCCUGUUUCUCUCGCAAAGUCUUGAAGACUUGAGGUAAAAAAAAAAGACAAAACCAACUUUUUUUGCGAUGGACUUGGCUUGUGAUCCUCGUCUAAAACCAUUGGUGAAGCAGCUUAACAACGUUCAUAGAAGGGCAGGCAGUGAGUAGGUUGUAGGUACAGUAUAAAAGUGAGCAGCUGUGCUCCAGCUGUGGCUGCACCCAGGGGUGUUGGAGGCAGUCCCGUCACACUCUGUGUGAGUCCGUAUGGCAUCACCGUUUUGUUUCUUACCAGCUGGCAUUACCUUAGUACUGUACAAUUCUGUGCCACAACAAAAAGACAAAACCGUCAAAUCUAAAAUUAAAAAAAAAAAAAAAAAGCCUACUUUGUUUAAGAAAAAAAAACAGGGGGAAAAAAAAAGAGAGAGACGUAUGGAUUCUGGUUAGUCCAUUAACGUUCCCUUUCUCGGUUUAAGAUUGUUUAAUUUUGUAUUUGACUUCAGAGUAACGAAAACCGUAAGCUGCCAAAAAAAAAAAAAAGAAAAAAAAAGAAAAAGUUGUUCUCUGAGCAGUAUUUUUUUUUUCAACUGCGUUUUGCGGCUUCUGGGCUUCAAAUGCAGUUUGCAGGGAAGUAUUCAGGUUGUAGUUAGUCGUGCAGGUAUGAGAGGAAUGGCUGAAAAAAAAAAAACAAACUCAAAGACUUUUCUCGCAAGCGUUAGACCAAACAGACAAUAAAUAACCCACCGUGGUGACCUGUUGUACGUGAGACAAACCAUGUCAUCCGUUUUGCAUCUCUGAAAGCAGCGAUUUCAUGAACCAGUUGCCUUAAGUCUGUGAAUGAAUGUUGACUAUUAAAAGUGUCUUGUAUUGUUCUAAAAUCCACAUAGAACGGGCAACUGAACUUCUGCACCAGCUUCUGCAGGAAGGGUUCUGACGGUGUUCUGUACAACCGUACUUAACACUGUAUUAUUUUGGCUCUUAAAAUCCACAAAUUUAAAAACAAAAAAAAAAACCAACUUAUUUUAAUAAGUUAGUUUUAGUAAAGCAUUAAAAUAAGAUUUUGUGACAAAGGCAAAAAACUUAGCCACAGCUUUGAUCUCUUAAUAUUAAGAGUAUUUUCUGUAAGUUUUGAGUAAUUUUUUAUUUUUUAACCCACUUGGAGUGCUCUGCAAUCAGGUUUGGACUCCCCUGUGUAUUCAGAUUUGACCAGAGGGAUCAAACUGUCCUAGUUGGUUAUUUUGACACUUAUCAUCGUACUUGAAAUUUCAAGUGUUGAGUUUGCGUGGAUAUACAUACGCUCUAUAUUUAGUUUCUAGAUUGUAACAAAGCAAUAUAGUUCUGUCCAUACAGUCAGAUAAUGGAAUGUCUGUAAAAUUUGCAAUACGGGUAUUUGAUUGUAUUUUGAAUACAAGAGUUUAAAAACUAAAAUAGGAAAAAAAAAAUACUUGUUUCCUAAAUCUCUUGCAUAUUUUGAAGUGCAGUUAGUGCAUGCAGGUCACCAGGGCUGUUAUAAACCCUGGGUUUCAAUUUUAUUAUUUCUGGAUAUUAUAGAAGUUAUUAAAAAGUCUUUUCCAGUUGGUCAUCCUGUUCAGCUAAAGAGAUGCUGCCUGGCCUGAAGUUCUGUUGUCCUUUUUAUGUCGGGUUAAAAACGGUUUUUUGCCUGUAUAGGUAUUUUUGAAUUAAGCUGUAAGGCAGAAUUGCCUUAGAUUCUUUAAAUUCAGCUGAGGUGUUAACGAUUAAAUUGCCAUUUGUAAACUAGGGCUGUGCGCAGAGUCCUUGUUAACAACCACCAGGAAGCGUGGCAGGCUUGGAAUGGGAGAUGGUAGCAAAAUGUACAAUAUUGCUGUGUUCAUUUAGGUAGCUUUGGAAGAGUAAUUUGUCUCUUUGUUUUGCCCUUUUGAUCUUUAUUAAACAGCGAAGUUCUACACGGAGGAAGCUCAACACCUGGAGACAUUUGGUUGUCAGUGUACGCAAAUCACUUUCUUACAGCAUGAUUUUGAUUAGACUGGUUGGGGACAAUAAAGUAUCUAAAUGACACUGGUGUGUGCUGAUGUUGCAGCUUUUGAAAUUUCAGUGUAUC
Neopelma chrysocephalum (saffron-crested tyrant-manakin) is the source of this 4732-nucleotide messenger RNA. It is a transcript of the gene CTDSPL, whose product is annotated as CTD small phosphatase like. Lineage: Eukaryota; Metazoa; Chordata; Aves; Passeriformes; Pipridae. The record is from RefSeq and is a predicted model, not a curated record. Gene Ontology annotation, molecular function: RNA polymerase II CTD heptapeptide repeat phosphatase activity. Bases 106 to 933 code for a protein of 275 amino acids. The transcript is spliced from 8 exons.